UUGGCAUUAUUUGGGUUUGAAUGACAGGAGUGACUCGUACCUUACUGCGAGUUUGUCGAAAAAUUUUUGGGAUUUUCGGAGAGAAAUGGGGAAAAAGCAAAGUAGGUAAUAAUGACGGCACGCACAAAAAAAUAUGUAAAGCCGAGCGACGAUCUGAACUGUGAACUGGCUACUACCAUCCUAGGCCGGCGGCAAUCCUCACCACAUCCGUAUCCAAGUCCGUGCUCGCAUCCCAGUCGGUCGAGUGCCCAGAAAUCAAAUACCCGGAACAGGAACAGGACCAGGACCAGGACCUGGAAGGAGGCUAUUCAUAUUAUUGAUCAGAGAGGCAAACAAAUCCAUAGACCAGUUGCAACCGGGAAGAAUUGGAAGCUGUCCUCGAGGAACUCUUCCCGGAGGCAGAAGAAAUGUAUUCGGCGGUGAAGCCGUUGUCCAAAUAUUUGCAAUUCAAGUCGAUCCGGAUCUACGACUCCGUCUUCACCAUUCAUUCCAAGUGCACCGUGGUUAUCCUGUUGACCUGCUCCCUGCUCCUAUCCGCCCGCCAGUACUUCGGCGAUCCCAUUCAGUGCAUCAGCGAGGAGAAGAACAUAGAGUAUAUUCAGUCCUACUGCUGGACCAUGGGCACCUACAUCCUCAAGCUGGACAACUACAGUGAGAAGCAGCUGCAGUUGCCGCCGCCGCCCCAGGAGUCUGGGGAUGCCUCUGCGACUUCCUCUUUCGGCUCCGGCUCCGGCUCCGGCUCCGGCUCCGACUCCUCCUCCACAGGCUCAGCCUCAUCCGCCGCACAAACCCCUGGCCGGUCCAGGACGAGAUUCAGGACCCGACCAAGAUCCAGUCUGCGCCGGUUGGCGGACUACAAUGAGGCCUAUGCCCGGGCCAUGUCCAUUGCCGAGGGAGUGGGUCCCGAGAUCCGGGGUAAGACGCAGCGGGAAUACCUGCGCUACUACCAGUGGGUGAUCAUCCUGCUGCUCUUCCAGUCGUUCAUCUUCUACUUCCCGUCGUGCCUGUGGAAGGUGUGGGAGGGGCAGCGCCUCAAACAGCUCUGCUCGGAGGUGGGGGAGGCCCUGCUCUCGGAGGAGACCUACAACACCCGACUGCGGCUCCUGGUGAAGUACUUCACCACCGACUACGAGGACAUGCACUUUUGCUACAUGGCCAAGUACGUGUUCUGCGAGGUCCUCAACUGCUUCAUCAGUAUAGUUAACAUUAUCGUGCUGGAGGUCUUCCUGAACGGAUUCUGGACCAAGUACCUGUACGCCAUGGCCACGAUUCCGUUCUAUGACUGGGACCGGUGGAACCGUGUCUCCUCCAGUGUCUUCCCCAAAAUAGCCAAGUGCGAGGUCCUCAAGUUCGGGGCUAGUGGAACGGCCAACAUCAUGGACAAUCUCUGCAUCCUGCCGCUGAACAUAUUGAACGAGAAGAUCUUCGUGUUCCUGUGGGCCUGGUUCCUCCUGAUGGCCCUGAUGUCCGGCCUGAAUUUGGUCUGUCGCGUGGCGAUGAUUAUCAGCAAGACCCUAAGAGAGCAGAUGAUCCGGAGCCAGUUGAGGUUCAUGAAGAAGCGGCAUGUCCAGAGGGCGCUGAGGGAUCUGACGAUCGGGGACUGGUUCCUCCUGAUGAAGGUCAGUGUGAAUGUGAAUCCGAUGCUCUUCCGGGAUCUGAUGCAGGAGUUGUGCGAGUUGCGGACCUCCUCGUCGAGCAGUAUAAUCGAGAGCCAUGUCUAGACCUUCUAUAUCCUUUUGGGAAAGGACCUGGAGUGAGAAGCAC
This is a messenger RNA of Drosophila ananassae, 1764 nucleotides long. Its product is annotated as innexin inx5. NCBI's taxonomy places the organism in Eukaryota, Metazoa, Arthropoda, Insecta, Diptera, Drosophilidae. The coding region runs from base 408 to 1721 and encodes 437 amino acids. The transcript has 2 exons. The record is from RefSeq and is a predicted model, not a curated record. Gene Ontology annotation, biological process: phototransduction. Gene Ontology annotation, molecular function: gap junction channel activity. Gene Ontology annotation, cellular component: gap junction; plasma membrane.